AUGAUGCCCUGGGGUAAUCGCCGCCCGAGCGCAAGCGAGAAGAAACCGAAGAUUACAAGACGAAUCACAGACAUUGCUACUGGCCGUGCAACUAAAUCGAACCGUGAAGGGCCCGAAGAUCCUUUGCUUCAUUCUCAAGGAGGUGGUGAUGAUUCGUAUCCAUCCUCAACGGAAGAACAUUCCAAUGUAGCAGAAGAAGACCAAGCCAGUCGAGACCUUGAGCAUGAUGCUGAGACAUCCAACAUACAUUCCAGCAGUUCUAGAGAUCGCUAUGACACUAGCAUGGUCACAGCUACUGUGGAGACAAGUGUUAACACUCAAGAUACUUCGGCAAGUCGUGAUCCGUCCAAAAACAUCACUGGUGAUUAUUUCCCCACACCCUCAGGAGGCAUGCCCACCUACCCGACACGUAAAGGCUCUCUAACGACUUCCGCAUUUCAUGGAGCUGAGGUGAAACUUAAUCCUUACGAAAUUUACCCAUAUCCCAAUCCUGAGGCGCAAUCCGAUUCUCAAGAAUACAGACCUGACAUACAGCUCCGUCCUGAAGAAAUCUCACCCUUUUCUAAGCCUUCUCGAUAUCGUUCUCGACAGAAUUCCCCAUCAAACACACCUCAGGUGCAACAGAGUCCUCAAGUAACUUCCCCUUUUCAUAGUCCUUACAUGACAUCCGGUCCACAAGGAGCUUUCGCCCAUCACCAUCCUACAGCGGGUUUCAGACCUAUGGAUUCAUCUAGUCAUCAACAGAGUUCUCCUCAUUACAGCCGUGGAGUGCAAUCAGGUCCUCAAGCAACUUCCCCCUUCCAAAGUCCUUCCAUGCCGUCCGGUUUUCAAGGGACCUUCACUCAUCAGCAUCAUAUAGCGGAUUCCAGACCUAAGGAGUCGUCUAGUCAUCAAGUAGCUUUCCCCCAUGCCAAACCUGAGGAGCAACCAGGAUCAGAAGCUUCUUCCGCACAACACACUUCUGACGCGAGAUUCCGUUUUCGAAAGACUUCCGGGCCUCAUCAAUCAGACUCAAGUUUGGUAACUCAUGAUACUGUCAUGGACAAUGUUACUUAUGGUACACCGCCUGAGCAAAUAUUAUAUCCCGUCAGAUACGGUUCAUCUGAGGAGAGCGAAGACGUGAGCUUCGUUAGCCUAGAUUAUCCAUCAUCUCCCUCAUCUAAACAUUCAACCUCAUCAGCGCCUGGCAGGAAACGCGCAGGAUCAUUCAACUUCAAGAACCUUCUACAUGCCUCACCAAAGCUACAUCGACGUCAAGGUCAAUCCGAAUUACGUUCGGAAGAUUUUGGCUCGCACGAAUCACCGACUGCUCUCUCUACAACAGCAAAACCCCAAACCGGCGGACGUCUCAUACCUGAAAUCUCAACGCCUGAAUUGAUCGCUCUUGGGUGGCCUGCUAGCGAGGAAAUCAUCGAUAAUGCAAUUAAGCAAGCACUUGACAUCUCUGACAAGACCGGGCUGCCAUUCAUGAUUUUGCAGGACGGGAGAUCUUGUUUAGACCGACGUAACGAUGGUGGUUUCGAACUCAUGAGGCCAGAAGAAUGGAAGAGCACGCUGAAGAAGCAGCUGAACUUCGGUACACCAAGCCCGACUCCUGCUAUCUCCACCUCCGCCCAUAGCUCGCCACCGGUUCGAAAUGCUUUGAUGAAGACUGCAACAGCCAGUAGCACACCCGAGGACGUUAGCAAGUCGCCGGAAUCUCAGAGGAGCGCUAAGCGCAAUAAAGCUAAGGAGUUAAUUGACUACAUAGAAGAGUCACGCAUCGUGGACCUCGUCGCAGGAGAUGCCGAGAAGAAGAAGAAGGAGCGAGUUGUGCCGGCCAGCCCACGGGCGGCGUACCCAAUGGGACGCCAAAAACGCGGCAGCUACUCAAUGUCGGACGUCACGAAAAUCACCACGCCGACCAAGAUCACGCCUGCUUCAAUCCGCCGCGUCGACGAUCGAGCCCCCACCCCGCCGCCAAAGAACGACGAUGAGUCCCCUCGGAUUCAGAUCAAGAGGACAGGAGACCAGCGCCCACGGGGCAUUAGAAUUGGGGCAGCCAUCCCAAACUGGCCUUUACGAGAAUCGUCGAGGGACGCAACGGCCGCAACUGCGGCGGCAGAGCAGAGCGCCGAGUCACCAAGUGACUCGAUAAAUUCCAGCAGAUACUCCGGGGACGAAAACUCCGUCCAAACCGCCCAGGCGGUGAGGUACUACCAACCGGGCCCCGCCACAGCCCUCAACUCCAAUCCGGCCGAUGAGGCCGAGAAAGAGUUCGCUCGCGGACUCACGCGCCAAGGGGCGGCGGCGAGGGAGAAGGCGGAGGCAGAGAAGGAGGAGGCGGCGCGCCGGGAGGGCCCUCCCGUGCGCAAGGCAUGGGGCAAGAUGGGGCUUGGGGGGAGGAAGGGAGGAGAGGGGGGAAGGGGAAGGAGUGAGGGGGAGGCAUAUGAGACGUUUUGA
Molecule: messenger RNA, 2442 nt
Organism: Bacidia gigantensis
Lineage: Eukaryota; Fungi; Ascomycota; Lecanoromycetes; Lecanorales; Ramalinaceae
Exons: 4
Coding region: 1-2442 (813 amino acids)
Source: RefSeq, a predicted model, not a curated record